AUGGCCUUUUCCAUCCGCCCCGUCGUCGCGCGCCGCUGCGUCGCCCGCGCAUGCGCCUCCUCGACGAGCACGGCGCCCACCCGCGCAGUCACCGCCUCCCUCCGCCUCUACAGCUCCUCCUCUGCUCCCGUUGACGCCCCGUCCACAGGCGAGCUAGGCGUAGGCGAGCUCCAGGGCGCCAAGUUCCGCAUCGAGCCGCUGCGGCGCACUGGCGAGGACGCCGAGACGAAGCGCGCGCGCCUCGUCUACCAGUCGCGCAAGCGAGGCACCCUCGAGUCGGACCUCCUCCUGUCCACCUUCGCCGCCAAGCACCUCCCCUCCAUGACCCCCGCGCAGCUCACGCAAUAUGACCUCCUGCUCGACGAGAACGACUGGGACAUAUACUACUGGGCGACGCAGCGGGAGCCCUCCGAGGGCUACACGUCGACCAACCCGGCCGACGCCCCCGUCGGGUCCUCGUCCGCCCUCUCCUCCUCUUCCUCUUCCUCUACUUCUUCCUCCGCCGCCACAUCCUCAGCAUCAACAGCAGAAGCGUCAUCCGUCGCCGGCCAGGCCGCCGACGACGCCUUCGUCCGGCAGACGCCCCCCAAGGGCGAGUGGGCCCAGACCGUCGGCAACUUCAAGCCGGCGUACCGCCCCGUGCCGACGCGCUGGCGCGGCAGCGAGAUCCUCGCCCUGCUGCGCGAGCACGUCAAGCUGCGCAGCGUCGACGGCAAGGAGGGCACCGGCAUGGCCUUUAUGCCCGCCCUCGAGGAGUCCAAGUGA
Messenger RNA from Purpureocillium lilacinum, 765 nucleotides. RefSeq lists its product as uncharacterized. NCBI's taxonomy places the organism in Eukaryota, Fungi, Ascomycota, Sordariomycetes, Hypocreales, Ophiocordycipitaceae. Gene Ontology annotation, cellular component: mitochondrion. The record is from RefSeq and is a predicted model, not a curated record. Gene Ontology annotation, biological process: mitochondrial electron transport, succinate to ubiquinone; protein-FAD linkage; tricarboxylic acid cycle.